CUAUUGAAGUAGUCAACUUGUAGUUCCAACUGUAUCCCGUAGUGUUAAGUUUUCAUUAUAACUUAACUAGUUACUUAGUAGGUAGGUACCUUGUUAUCUCCGAUGACGAAACACUCCUAAGUAACUUAGUUAAUUUAAACCCCUCCCUCAUACCUACCAUUGAUGUAACCACACUCUUCCUGCCUAUCUAUACCUCACCCCCCUCCCUACUCUACUACUACUAUCUAUCACUACCCCAUACACUCACCACUUCACUUCAUCUCACCCCAUCACACCAACAACACAACUACACAAAACACAUAAAACCACCAUGCCCACUCAACCCCCAAACAACCCAACAUCACCCCCCAAAACCAUCAAGACAUCCCUCCUCCUCCUAAGCGACACCCACACCCUGACCCCCCUCCCCCCCAUCCACCCCAACACCAGUACACCCUUCCGCCAUCCGCUCCCCGCCACGGACCUCCUAAUCCACGCCGGCGACCUCACCAAAGUCGGGCACAAGCACGAACAUCUCACGACGCUCUCAUUCCUAAAAUCCGCCCGGGCGCCAAUCAAACUCAUCAUCCCAGGCAACCACGACAUCACGCUCGACGAACCCUACUACAAGAAAAUCGGACACUACCGCCACCGCUACCGCACCGACCAUACAGCGCCGUCGGCCACAAGCGGGAGCGAUAAUGUGUCCGCGGGGAAGGGAACGCCCGGAAUGGCGUUAAGUGAUGAUGAACUAAGGGAGAUCAAAGAACUAUAUACGGGGAAAGAAGCAUGGGAUGCGGGGAUACGGUACCUCGAGGAAGGGACGCAUGUGUUCAAGUUACAGAAUGGGGCCGUGCUGAGGGUGUAUGCGAGUCCGUGGACGCCGGAGUUUUGUCAGUGGGGGUUUGGGUAUCCGCGGCAGGUUGAUCGGUAUAAUCCUCCGGAGGAGGAGGGGGAAGAGGGGGCGGAGAAUCCAGUGCCUGAUUAUCCGGGUGUGGAUGUGAUGAUUACGCAUGGACCGCCGUAUGGGGUGCUGGACCAGGUGGUGCCGAAUCAUAUGAGUGUGGGGUGUGAGCAUUUGUAUCGGGCUGUGAAGAGGGCGAGGCCGCGGGUGCAUGUGUUUGGGCAUAUUCAUGAGGGGUAUGGGGCGACGAGGAGGGAGUGGAGUUCGGGGAAUGAGAGUGUGAUUCAGUGUGAUAAGGAGAGGACGUUGGAGGAAAGGUGUGCGAGGGUGGAUGUUAGUAAGGAGGGGGGCAAUGGGUUGAGGGUUGGGGAGGAGACGUUGUUUGUGAAUGCGAGUGUUGUGACGGUGCAGUAUCAGGCUAUUAAUGCGCCGUGGGUGGUGGAGGUGGAUUUGCCAGUUGAGUAGGAUAUUACUACGGUCUGUGGAGUUCGGUUCCAGUAUAUAGUUGAUUUAUUUUUAAUGGCUGGUGUCACUAGAUGUUGGGUGACAGUGUGGUAGUUCACUUAACGAACUGUUAAUACUAAUUGUUAUACUAUGCUGCUAAUUCUGCAAGCUACCUGUACAGUGAUCACCCGGGUAUGGCAUCAAAUAAUAUACAUGUACAGUCCAACAAACGAGAUGUCCAACAGAAGGGAGAGAAGU
This is a messenger RNA of Aspergillus welwitschiae, 1585 nucleotides long. RefSeq names its product Metallo-dependent phosphatase-like protein. NCBI's taxonomy places the organism in Eukaryota, Fungi, Ascomycota, Eurotiomycetes, Eurotiales, Aspergillaceae. The transcript has a single exon. The record is from RefSeq and is a predicted model, not a curated record. Gene Ontology annotation, molecular function: hydrolase activity. Bases 311 to 1348 code for a protein of 345 amino acids.